AUGAUCUGGUUGAAGCAUCCCUACGUUUCAUUUUCUAUUUGCAUUGUAUUUUUCAAUUUGGUGACAGGACAGGGUUUCCUGGAAUUGUUUAACGAUAUAAAAUUCAAAACUAAAAAGUUUCUGGAUCCAUCACAAACAACAUUAGAAAGGUUAUCCAGUGUAGUUGAUUAUAAUGGACAUAUUGUGUAUUCAAAUAAUCAGACUGAAGUCGUUUUUGAAGAGAUAAACAGUAGGAACGUUACAAGGAUUGAGGGAAGUUUGAUUGACUUAACGACUUUCAAGCAACCAGACGACUACUUUUUGAUUCACUUGGGUACAAUUGAUAAAUCAUGGAACGUCGACGAAUUCAACGAUUUCACAACAAUACUUGACAAUACAAAAAAAAUGACCAAAGCCUGGAACACAUUAUUUGGAUUUACUUUAAGUUUCACUUCUAAUCAAACAAUGAAAAACUUACCCUAUGUCAAAGCUUCAAUAAGGGACUUGAAACAAUAUAUGAUUUUCAAAAAUAUGGAACACGUAUCAAUGGGUAUUGAGAUUGACAAAAAUGAUUCAAUCCCAAUGAUGAGUAACGUAGUAGAUUAUUUUCACUGUGACAAUAAGUACGCCCCAAAUUUUUAUUUUGCUGAAGGCAAACUCAUUGAUAUCAAUCAUGAUAAUAGCUCGAGUUUCAUAGCUAUGAACAAAUCAUGUUCUAAUAUCUUCUUAAAUGGAAUUAACCCUAAUUUCAUCCCGUACUCGCCACGUGCAAGUAGAUGUGAUUGUAUAAUGGCAAUGUUAAAGUGUGUGGUAGAUCAAGGCACUGAUUUUUCUUUUGCCAAUGACGAGACUCUUCUGAAUGAAAUUUGCUCAUCAGUUCACUGCGGCUCAAUAUUAAAUGAGCCUGAAAAAGGGAAUUAUGGUGUUUUUGCUAGCUGUAAUAAUAUCCAAAAAUAUUCCAUCGCAUUUAACUUGUACUAUACAUUACAUAACAAUGAGGAAGCUUUCUGUAAUUUUGAUCAUAAAGCCAAAGUUCUUAAGAAAGAAGGUUCGGUGAAUGACUAUCUGAAAUUACUUGAUUUCGAUGGUAAACAAUGCAAUGAAGAAAUCAUGGAAGACUGGAAUAAGUAUCUUAUCGGUAUAUCAAAAACAGUCGGCGACAAUAAUAAACCAGGUAGAGAAAAGGUUUAUAAUUAUGAUGUUGAAUUCAAAACUGAUGCAAAUAAUAACGAUGGCCAUAGUGACUUCAGAAAUUCUUCAGCAAAUGGCAAAAUCAUUUCGCUUACCAUUCUAAUAUGGUUGCUCAUCAAAAAUUUGCUAUAG
Messenger RNA from Pichia membranifaciens NRRL Y-2026, 1302 nucleotides. RefSeq lists its product as hypothetical. Lineage: Eukaryota; Fungi; Ascomycota; Pichiomycetes; Pichiales; Pichiaceae. The record is from RefSeq and is a predicted model, not a curated record. Bases 1 to 1302 code for a protein of 433 amino acids. The transcript is spliced from 2 exons.